AUGAGUGCACAGAAACCAGAAGGCAAAACAGGCAUUGUUUACAUAUCCCGUAUUCCACCACACAUGAAAUCCGGUAAGCUACGCCACAUUAUGUCUCAAUAUGGUCCAGUAAAAAGAAUGUAUCUUAAAAACGAACCAAUGUGGAGAUACAAACAACGUCUUGAGAAGGGUGAUAGAAAGGGUAGGCUUUUUGAAGGCGGUUGGGUUGAGUUUGAAUAUAAAGUUCACGCAAAACAAUGCGAAGAACAAUUAAAUGGCAAGCCAAUCAAUUUAAAGGGACGUUGGCAAGAUGAUAUUAUGACACUUAGAUAUUUACAUGGCUUCAAAUGGAAAGAUCUUGAAAACGCACUUGAAGAAGAGCGUAAUAAGAACAAGACCACAGUUUCUAAUGAAAAUGAAAAGGCAAAGGCUGAUGCCAAGAAAUUCCUCAAGCAUACAAAGGCUAUUGCUGCUGGUGCAAAGGAAAUUUCCAAAGAACAUAAAAAGAUUGUUAACGAGCAAGAUGAAGACGAUAAUGAUGGCGUUUUCAUUGAUGCUGAUCAGAAAUUAUCUGAUGAAGAUGAUGAAUAG
This is a messenger RNA of Trichomonas vaginalis G3, 570 nucleotides long. RefSeq names its product small-subunit processome assembly. Gene Ontology annotation, cellular component: nucleolus. Gene Ontology annotation, biological process: endonucleolytic cleavage to generate mature 5'-end of SSU-rRNA from (SSU-rRNA, 5.8S rRNA, LSU-rRNA); small-subunit processome assembly; endonucleolytic cleavage in ITS1 to separate SSU-rRNA from 5.8S rRNA and LSU-rRNA from tricistronic rRNA transcript (SSU-rRNA, 5.8S rRNA, LSU-rRNA). The record is from RefSeq and is a predicted model, not a curated record. Gene Ontology annotation, molecular function: RNA binding. Lineage: Eukaryota; Parabasalia; Trichomonadida; Trichomonadidae. The transcript has a single exon. The coding region runs from base 1 to 570 and encodes 189 amino acids.